Hemiscyllium ocellatum (epaulette shark) is the source of this 2381-nucleotide messenger RNA. It is a transcript of the gene chek2, whose product is annotated as checkpoint kinase 2. Gene Ontology annotation, cellular component: nucleus; cytoplasm. Gene Ontology annotation, biological process: protein phosphorylation; mitotic DNA damage checkpoint signaling. Gene Ontology annotation, molecular function: ATP binding; protein binding; protein serine/threonine kinase activity. NCBI's taxonomy places the organism in Eukaryota, Metazoa, Chordata, Chondrichthyes, Orectolobiformes, Hemiscylliidae. Bases 564 to 2126 code for a protein of 520 amino acids. The transcript is spliced from 14 exons. The record is from RefSeq and is a predicted model, not a curated record.
CUUUAAAGCGAAAUCUCUUUCUACAAUCUGUAAAGGACAUAAGAUUUUUGUGCGUUAGAUACUGCGGAAACAUAGGGUUAAUUGCACACGUUGCCCUGAAGAGGUUGAGACUGAGCUGUUCUCUCGGAGAAAGACAAUUUCUGGGGACCUUGUCAGCCUUCCCUUAUGUUAUUUUCAUCUAUUGCCAUUAAUGUGGAUUUACACAUUUUGUUCACACUUGGACCUUUUAUAUAUGCCUAAUUGGCGUUUGAUUCCAUUCAGUUAGGUUUUUUUUUGUUUUGCCGAUGGGAAGCAAACUCAGGACCGAGUUGCGAUGGGUUGAGAUUUAGCACCAACUCUUUUUAAUGCAGCAGAAUAAACAAUGAUCAUUUUCACCGAAAAUCUCCCAUAGUUUAUGCCCACUGCUCUCUUUCUUUUUUUUUAAAAAAGUGGGGUUUAACAUCUUUUGUUUUAAUUCACCACGUCGCCGAGAAUUGCGGUGAGGGGUUCAUUCUCGCCUUUCCCUCCCUCCUCCUCAAACUCUCCUACUGUUAAAGUCAUUUUUGUUUGGUCUCAAGCCUACAAUGUCGAAGGAGACCGUUACCAGCACAUCCCAAUCACAGUCCCAGAGUCAGUCUCAGUCCGCCUCGUCCACCAGCGGCACUGGAUCGAGCAGCCUAUCCUCAGCAGGCACUGUCAUCCUGGAUUCCAACCCUACCCAGGAUCUUGCUACCAUUCCAGAAGUGGAAGAAUUGCCUAAACCUUGGGGACGCCUCUGGGCGCUUGAAAAAGGAUUUUGGAACUUGGAUUGCUUAGAUGACGAGUACUGGUUCGGAAGGGAUAAAUCAUGUCACUAUUGUUUUGAUCAUCCAGUGUUGAAGAGGAAGGAGCAUUUCAAAUCGUACAGCAAGAAACACUGCAGAAUUAUCAGAGAAAAGGGCCCUGGAAGCACAUUCGUAGUAUUUAUUGAAGAUCACAGUUCGAAUGGUACCUUCCUGAAUGGCCAGAUAAUUGGAAAAGAUCGAAGAUUACCAUUGUGCAACAAUGCAGAAAUUGCAAUUAAUCAUGAAUUACACAAAGUUUUUGUCUUUUCUGACCUCACAACUGAUGACCAAUUGAACUUGCCAAAAGAGUUCCGGGAUAAAUACAUCAUUUCAAAACCUCUUGGCUCAGGUGUUUGUGGAGAAGUGAAGCUGGCAUUUGAAAAGGCAAACUGCAAGAAAGUAGCUGUGAAGAUUGUACAUAAACCCAAAUUUCCACUACUUGUGUCUGAACGAGGCGAUGCUGCUGCAAAGUGUUCCACUUCAAAUGUUGCAACAGAAGUUGAAAUUCUGAAGAAAUUGGACCAUCCUUGCAUAAUCAAAAUUGAGGAGGUGUUUGAUUUUGAAGACUCGUUCUAUAUUGUACUGGAUUUGAUGGAAGGUGGCGAGCUUUUUGAUAGAGUAGUCCGCUCAAAAGGACUUAAAGAACAAACGACCAAACUGCUGUUCUAUCAGAUGCUUCUUGCAGUCCAAUACCUUCAUGAAAAUAACAUCACCCACCGAGAUCUCAAACCAGAGAAUGUACUGCUUGCGAACAAUGAAGAGAACUGCCUCAUUAAGAUUACUGAUUUUGGUCUGUCAAAGAUCUUGGGAGAAACAUCCCUGAUGAAAACAUUAUGUGGAACACCCACCUAUCUAGCUCCAGAGGUGUUGCUGGGUGCUGGAGCAGGAGGGUACUCCAAAGCGGUGGAUUGCUGGAGCCUAGGAGUUAUACUUUUCAUAUGCUUGGGUGGAUAUCCACCAUUUAGUGAUCAAAUCAAAGACAUGAAUUUGAGGGAUCAAAUCAUAAAUGGACAUUACAAGUUCAUCCCGCAGUGCUGGGUAAAUGUCUCUGAAGCAGCAAAGGACUUGGUGAAGCGGCUGCUUAACGUGGACCCAAAUAAAAGAUUCACAACAAAGGAAGCUCUUAAUCACUCUUGGAUGCAGGAUGAAGAUAUGAAGAAAAAAGCGAAACAGCUGAUGGAUGCCCGGACGGAAUUAAUGUUGCCCCGAAGCACAACUGAUCAGUCAUCAACUGGUAGGAAAAGGCCACACGAAGAGGAUCAUCCUUCGAAUACUAAACGACCCACACUCUCUUCACUAAGCAAACCGGUUACUCAAGAUUAGGGGAAUUUGAGUGGAUGCAGCAUAGCGUUUACCUGCUGUGUGUGGAGAUCUCCAAGAAACUGCUUCAUUUAAUUUGCAUCAGGCCCCUGUGGCCCAUUUUAGUUGUUUUUUUGUGCUUUGCUUCUUUUAUUACUGUAAUUAAUUCUAUCAAUGCAUCUAAAAUUUUUCCUGAAAUCUUGUUUCAGAAUAAAAAGUUAACUGGUUUUCAUCCCAUACUCUCUGGAGACCAUAAUGGUAUAUAGUCAGUGAUUUGUU